AUGGCUACCCAAGCUGAUGAUGCUCCGGCGUCCCAGACCAACAUUGGGGAUGGAGACCUCAAGGAGCAUGUCCACGACGAACUUGAAAAGAUCCAACGACAGAGCUCUACAGCGACCGUGUUUCCCGAGCCUCUACGAGAAAGCGACAGCGAUGACUCCGCCGACGAACACAAUGGCCCGACUCAAGCGCCUCCCAUGUUCAUGAAUAUGAACCAGAGUAUAUACGGACUUAUCGCACAGGCUAGCAACCGGGUCAACUUUAACGAUCGCUUUGAUGGAAUGAGCAGCGACGAAGAGGGCGAAAGUUCACAAAAUACCCGCACAGAAAGUAUCGCCCGAACUUCAAUUUUGCAGCCUGCAAGCAAAGGAAAAGACAAGGUUCACAGGCGAAGGAAGCUUUCAGAACACAAGCUUUUGCGAUCAUUACCUGCGUUGCCUAAACUUCGCUCUCGACAUAAAUCUCAGUCUUCUAAUCUACCUGCUCCUGCAGAAGCUGCUGAUGAGGCAGACGACGAAGACGGCGACGGCGGCUUAUUACCAGCACCCGCUCUUACUUUAACACGCCAAGAUACACAAGGCCGUUUGGCGCCAGUCAUGAGUAGAAUGUUGGAGGCUAAGGCAGAUUUGUCUAGCAGACCCAGCUUUGAUCUAGAUCGCCUAUCGUCAGAUGUUAGUCGAUCUAGCGAUGGCGACGAAGUGUCGGCUCUUUCCAAAAAGCUGAAGGAGAUCUUCGAGUUUGACGAGUUUGAACAGGUUAUUGAAGAAUACCCAUGCUGGCUUUUGCAAAGCGUCCUGCUUCAGGGAUACAUGUACAUUACAUCCAAGCAUAUAUGUUUCUAUGCAUACCUUCCUAAGAAGACGCACGAGGCUGUUAAGUCGGGGUACCUAUCAAAAAGCGGCAAACGCAACCCGAGCUACGCAAGGUUUUGGUUCCGACUAAAGGGCGAUGUUUUGACAUAUUACAAAACAGCGACAGAUGUCUACUUUCCCCACGGACAGAUCGACCUGCGGUACGGCAUCUCAGCCAGCGUUGUUGACAAAGACAAGGAAGCUCUCCAUUUUGUUGUUGAGACACAUCACCGAACAUACAAGUUCAAGGCCGAUAGCGCUCCAAGUGCAAAGGAAUGGGUUAAGAGCCUUCAAAGGGUCAUCUUUCGAAGUCACAACGAUGGCGACAGCGUCAAGAUUUCGUUGCCGAUCAAGAAUGUCAUGGAUAUUGAAGAUACGCAGAUGAUUUCAUUCGCAGAUACUUGCAAAAUUCGUGUCAUCGACAAUGACGAGACAUACGCCAUUGAUGAGUACUUCUUCUCCUUCUUCAGCUUUGGCAAGGAAGCCAUCAAUGUCCUUAAGAUUCUGAUUGAAGAUUCGUCUGGGGGCCGCUCAACGGAUCAGGUAAUAACCGGGGGCGGCCAUGAUAGUUCACAACCUCCAUCCGGCCACGCUUCAAAGGCAGCAAGCAAACACGUUCCUAGCAAAUUAAGUACAGGAAAGCUACCGGAUACCGUCAAAGCGACCUUGGCACCGAUGUCACCUCUAUCACCUCGCUCGCCCAGUCAGUUAAGCCCUCGUGCAAGCAUGGAUGCGCCACGAUCGAGUUUCGACGCCUUCAAACGAUUUGGGAAGAAGAGUGUAGAUAUACCAAGCUCCAUUGGAGACCAUAGCCCUCGAAGGAGUUUUAGUGGAACAAGACGCUCAACGAGCUAUCAACAUCGACAAGGCACUACGACCCCCAAGCAAGCACACGAUUCGGAAGACUCAUUCCUUCAGUCAUCAGUCGAGAACCCGAGCAUCUCCACUCUGUCACCAUCUUCGUACGAUGAACCGUCCGCAAGUCAGAUCCUUCAGGGAAGUGAUGUCUUCCACAGUCCAAUGAUGCGGCGAUCCGCCUCGGCUUCCAGAAAGCGUGAUCAGUCUGGCAAACGAACACCUCGCAGCUCUAGCGCCCAUGGAGAUCGCCGCCGAGGUAUCCCUCACGCCGCAACGACAGGUAACAUGCAGGAAAUGGGAUAUGAUCAAGCCGAUUUUCAGCGACCUGUAACCCCAACACUCAAUAGCAUUACCAAGAUUGGCGCCUAUCCUUUACAGCGAGCCAACGCCUUUGCCGAGUACUUGAGUCGUACCAGUCAACGCAUGGGAUCUAUGUUUGCGACUGAGUCCUUGGGCUAUGUGGAGAAGGUACACGGCAUGUGGAAGGGGGAACAUCGACAUUACGAUGAGCCGCAAGAGCUUCGGACGGACGAUGAUGCCGAGGACAUCGAUUCGGAGGCAGACGAUAAGAUGCAAACUACGAUAGAUCGAUUCCGAGCGCAUUUCGCCCUACCCGAGUCAGAGAAGCUUGUCGCGACAUAUUUCGGAGCCAUCUUCAAGGUUUUGCCUCUGUAUGGAAAGUUUUACAUUAGCGACCGCUCAUUCUGCUUCCGGAGCUUGUAUCCUGGAACGAGAACAAAACUCAUUCUUCCUCUCAAAGAUAUUGAGAACGUUCACAAGGAAAAAGGCUUCCGGUUUGGCUACUACGGCCUGACAGUCGUUAUCCGUGGUCAUGAGGAGCUUUUCUUCGAGUUUAGACGACCUGGCCUUCGGGACGACUGCGCAGUGACCUUGCAUCAGCUCAUGGAAACUAACCGUUUCCUUGAAGAGUCCGGCAUUCUUCAUCAAGAAGAACAAGAGAAUGAGGAGGCUGCUGCUGCUAUGGCGGAACGAGAUGCCCUGCAAGAAGCAAGGCAAGAUGAGUUUGUUGAUCACGAGCUCACACUGCCCCGCGAGACAUCUGGUGUCUCUAAUGCUCCUACGAUCCUCUUCGACAACCCCAAUUCGUCAGGCCUUGCAUUCAAGCCGCAAAAGUCGAUGAAGAUUACAUGUCUUACCAUUGGAUCACGAGGUGAUGUUCAGCCAUAUAUCGCCCUUUGUAAAGGUCUUCUCGCCGAGGGUCAUAAGCCACGGAUUGCGACCCAUGGUGAGUUUCAAGGCUGGAUUGAGAGUCAUGGCAUCGAGUUUGCGCGAGUUGAGGGAGACCCGGGUGAACUGAUGCGCUUGUGUAUCGAGAACGGAACGUUUACUUGGGCAUUCCUCCGAGAAGCAAACUCAACGUUCCGAGGAUGGCUUGACGAUUUGUUGGACUCUGCGUAUACCGCAUGUGAAGGUUCGGAGCUAUUGAUCGAGUCUCCAUCUGCCAUGGCGGGCAUUCACAUUGCGGAGAAGCUCGGGAUUCCCUACUUCCGAGCGUUCACUAUGCCUUGGACUAGGACACGGGCAUAUCCUCACGCCUUCAUUAUGCCCGAGCACAAAAUGGGCGGGGCUUACAAUUACAUGACGUACGUUAUGUUCGAUAACAUCUUUUGGAAAGCUACCGCCUAUCAAGUGAACCGAUGGAGGAACAAGACAAUGGGUCUCCCCAGUACAAGCCUUGAGAAGAUGCAACCCAACAAGGUGCCUUUCCUUUAUAACUUCAGUCCCAGUGUGGUUGCUCCGCCUUUGGACUUUUCGGAUUGGAUCAGAGUAACUGGAUACUGGUUCCUUAACGAGGGCGGUGACUGGGAGCCUCCACAAGAUCUACAGGACUUUAUCGCCAAGGCUAGGGCGGAUGGGAAGAAGAUUGUCUAUGUCGGCUUCGGUUCAAUCAUCGUUAAGGAUCCUGCCAAGAUGACAAAGGAGGUCAUUGAUGCUGUUCUCAAGGCCGACGUGCGAUGUAUCCUCUCGAAGGGUUGGUCUGAUCGCAUUUCGCCCAAGGACGAUCCCUCUAAACCACGUCCUGAAGAGCCAGUAAUGCCUGCCGAGAUCCAUGUGAUCAAAUCGGCGCCUCACGACUGGCUGUUCAGUCAAAUCGACGCAGCUGCGCAUCACGGCGGCUCUGGAACGACAGGUGCUAGUUUACGAGCUGGCAUCCCAACCAUCAUCAAUCCUUUCUUUGGUGACCAGUUUUUCUUUGCGACGCGUGUUGAAGACUUGGGUGUUGGAGUCUGGGUCAGGAAAUGGGGUACCAACAGUUUCGGUCGAGCCCUCUGGGAAGUGACGCGUAACGAGCGCAUGAUCGUGAAGGCUCGUGUUCUUGGUGAACAGAUCCGCAGUGAAUCUGGUGUUGAUAAUGCCAUCCAGUGUAUAUACCGCGAUCUGGAAUAUGCCAAGAGCCUCAUCAAGCACAAGGCGGGCAAGAAUAACGCACAGCACGACCUUGCCGAAGACGAUGAUACCGAAGAAAGCUGGACAUUCGUCGGAAGAGACGAACCAGACCCUGAUGCUGUAACGAAGAAGCUAAGUGAGGGCCUAGUUGGCCUCGGGGCGGCAGGUGAUCGACCCCUACCAUUGGGAAGCCAAGCGCCCACAACCUGA
Messenger RNA from Fusarium venenatum, 4326 nucleotides. RefSeq lists its product as uncharacterized. Gene Ontology annotation, biological process: sterol metabolic process; carbohydrate metabolic process. Gene Ontology annotation, molecular function: UDP-glycosyltransferase activity; hexosyltransferase activity. The record is from RefSeq and is a predicted model, not a curated record. Lineage: Eukaryota; Fungi; Ascomycota; Sordariomycetes; Hypocreales; Nectriaceae.